UACAAACGAAAGAGCUACAGUGUCGAUUUUGCAAAAUAUUUUGGAACUAAACAAGGCCUAAGGAAACUCCCCUUUUAACGUGGAGCUUUGGAUCUAUUUUUAAAGAAAGCUUCAAAGAUAUCUAUUUGUAUUCAGAAAGGCCUUGAGGAUAGUACUAGAUUCUCUGAAGGAAACUCACGGUACGGACGAGUUUCGAGUCCACGUACGCGCUCAACGAACCGACUCCGACGCGCUUUACGGAACCGACUACGAAGUAGGAACGUGCACCAAUCCAUUAAGCGCCGGCCGGCGGAAUUGUAUCCACCGCCUCCCUCGCGCGAUCCAUCUUGUCCUCCUCCGGCUAGCAGCUCCCUCGCCGGCGCGGCAAGAUGGGCGAGCGCAAGGUGCUAAACAAGUACUACCCGCACGACUUCGACCCGUCCAAGGUCCCGCGGCGGCGGCGGCACAUGAACGAGCAGACCAAGGUGCGCACGAUGCUCCCGAUGACCGUCCGCUGCGGCGCCUGCGGGGAGUACCUCGGCCGUGGCACCAAGUUCAACGCCCGCAUGGAGGACGUCCCCGGCGAGAGGUACCUGGGCACGAUCCGGGUCUUCCGCUUCUACAUCAAGUGCUCGCGCUGCUCCGCCGAGAUUGCGUUCAAGACGGACCCCCGGAACUCGGGCUACGCGCUCGAGUCCGGCGCCACCGCCACGCGGGGGGACCUCCUGGUUGACGCCGACGCCGACGCCGCGGCGGCGCGCGAGGAGGAGGAGGAGCGGAGGCGGGACGGCGGCGGGGACGCCAUGGCGGCGUUGGAGCGCCGGGCGCGCGACGGCCGGCGCGAGAUGGACGCGGACGCCGCGCUCGAGGAGGCGCGCUCGCUCAAUGCCAGGCGCGCCCGCGUCGCGCCGGAGCAGGCCCUCGAGGCCCUGCUGUGCCGCCGCCGCCGCAGCAGCAGCCAAGCCAAGACAACGCAAGAACAGGAGCAGGACGCGGACGAGGCGCUCGUCAGAUCCAUCCGUUUCCGCAACUCUGCUGGAUACGUGAAGCGGAUCGAGGAGGACGAUGACCGGGAGGAGGAGGAGGUCUUCACGGCCUCUCUGCCCAAAACCAUGGCGGACAACCAAGCGCAUAAGAAUAAGGAGGAGAAGAAGCGGCGGCAAGCUCCGGUGGUUGUUGUUUCCAAGAGGAGAUGCGUGCCGACGGUACCAGCAGAUGGCAAGUCACACGACGGCGGUCAUCACGCCGACAAGUCGGAGGGUAAAGCAUCUGCCGGGGACACGGAGGCGAACAGUGGCGCUCUUCAGGUGCAGGGGCGGAUCUACAGGGGGGGCUGCCGGGGCUAUAGCCCCCCUACCCUGUCCGAGCCAGUGGAGCCCCCCCCCCUAGCCCCCAUACAAGUUUGAGCCAUUUUCUAUAGGGAAGGAGAGGCUGGAUGUAUUCUCGACGGCGAGGACAGAGGUUGAAGACGAGUGCUGGCGCUAGUCUUGUUCCUGGGCUUUUUUUUCUUGUAUUUGAGUCAUUGAGUGGCCCAGUAUAUAAAAUAGAGAAGCUGUUCGGAGCCCAUUAAGAAGCAAGCCUUUUUUUCAUUGUUUUCCUGUCCAUCGUGAGGGAGGAGGGGAGGCCAGUCGAGGUCGAGCAGAGCACCUAGGUUUUCCUGCACGCGGGCGCGUGGCGCGGCGUUGCGGCGGCCGGCGGCGACGGUGACAGCUGCGCGGCCAGCAGCACGGCGGACGGGAUCCCAGCGACGCGGCGGACGGGAUCCCAACGGCAACGGGCAGCGGCAGGCCGGCAGCGGACGGGCGACGCGGCAGCCGGCAGCCCAGCACGCCGUCGGUAGGCGGCAGCGGCCACUGGCCGGACGGCGGACGCCCACGCGAGCAGGGACUGCACGCGCGGCGAGCAGCCGAGCAGGCAAGGCGCUGAGGUGUAUUGCAAUUUGCAAGACGCCAAGACGCAAGCCGCCGCCGGCAAGCAAGCCACAGCAAGCAACCAAGCACCUAGCGGCAGAUUGUUGAAAAUGUCCAAAAGAACAUUGCACGCAUAUUAUUCUGGUUCAAGUAGUGCAUCAACUCUAGGCACUCAACAGAGCACAAAUCAACCAAUUCGGCGUAGAGUGGAGUUUAGUAAGUCUGAUCUAGUUGGUGACCCAGGAAAUCGCAUACCAAUUGAAAAUUAUCCACAUGAAAUUAGAGACCAAGUUAGAAGGGCAUAUGCUUUGAGAGGUCCGACUCAACCUCGUAAUCUUACAUUUGUUCGUAAAUGGCAAAGUGGUCAAUGGAGAUCAUUUGUGCAAUCUUGGUUUGACGAGUUUGAUUGGCUAGAGUACAGUGAGUCCAAGGAUGCAGCUUAUUGCUUGUAUUGUUAUCUUUUCUUUGAUCCGGGGAAGCCGGAAAAAUUUGGUAGUACUGUUUUUGCAAGGGAUGGUUAUAAUAAAUGGAAAAAAGCUAAGGACAAUCUUCAUCAACAUAGUACUUGCAAGACUCACACUAAUGCUGUGCUAAAGUGUGGGGACUUUAUGAACCAAAGAACAAAUGUGGCUAGAAGAAUUUAUGUAAUUAACAAGGAGGAAGAGAAAAGAUAUGAGAUGGCUCAAUGACCAAAUGAUAUGCUACACUGAGAAGGAGAUAUUUAGAAACAUCAAGAAUGACAAAAUCAUAAAAAGAUUUGAAGACAUGAAAACACGGCGUAUGUUAGUGCCUCGGAACAAUUUAGUGAUUGCUUCUAAUGAUUCAUGAAGAAUGCAGCAGUGCGAAAGUGCGGAACGUCGAUCUUUGUUGGUGCUCUGCUGCAGCUACGACAGCGACCAAGAGGAGACCUGAUGGCUGAUGGUGAUUACUCUCAACAUCUUGCUGCGAAGCAAUCAAGCAAUUUCGAUGCUCACAAUGCAAUUUCGAUGCCAGCAGCACAAUGGAAACCAUAACGAGAGAGGAAGCAAGAAAAGGCCGAUGAUGUCUUUUUUUUUUUUGGGCGAAACGUUCUACAUAAUUGUUUCGACCUGCUGUGUCUACCUAUAAUGCCAGCGUCGGUGGCCCGUUUAAUUGCCCUGUUUGUAAAACAAAUCCGCUGACAGGGUAUCAAUGAAACGAAUAAUAAAACAACCUUCUUGACGUUUUCUAGACUGGGCAAAACAUUUAAUUACUGUAAAAUGAUUGGAUCACAUGCAAGAUGGUGAAACAAUUUAGCUC
Messenger RNA from Sorghum bicolor (sorghum), 3167 nucleotides. RefSeq names its product coiled-coil domain-containing protein 94 homolog. Bases 369 to 1385 code for a protein of 338 amino acids. The transcript has 4 exons. Lineage: Eukaryota; Viridiplantae; Streptophyta; Magnoliopsida; Poales; Poaceae. Gene Ontology annotation, biological process: mRNA splicing, via spliceosome. The record is from RefSeq and is a predicted model, not a curated record. Gene Ontology annotation, cellular component: U2-type catalytic step 1 spliceosome.